AAAGAGCAAAAUGGCUAGUGCUGUAGCAGAACAAGAAUUAUCAGAUGUAGAUUGGCUUGUAAUGAGAGCUCGCAGUUUUCCUAAAACUGAUCCAUAUUCAGCGAAAUCAUGGCUGAUCACUGCCAAAUCAUUGUUUCCCCAAUCCUUUGUCAUACAGUUUGAAUCAUAUCUAGUUGAAAAAACAGCUAAAAACGUGGAUGAAGCUGCUAGAUACCUUCAAGAUAUGCUGCAAAGUUUUCCUAACGAACCAAGAUUAUGGUCCGAAGUUCACAGUAUUCUAGAAUCUUUGCAGAAAGAAUCACAAGACCAAAAAGUUGCUUUUCUUAUAGAUCUGUUUGCUGCUAUUCCAACAUCUACACAAUGUGUGAUGCUGCUACGUGUGUCAGAGAGUAUUUCUGAUGUGCUAGAGAGAUGUCAGCUGUUACUGUUGGCGAUGAAAAAGUUUCCUAAUCUUGUGAAAGAACAUGGUCUCAAAUUAGUGGAGAUGUUGGUGAAAGAGGAGAUAAAUUCAAAUAUUGUCAACAAUCCAGUGAAUUGCUAUAGAAAAUUACUGGUUUGUGAUGUGAUGCCUCUAGUGCUUCAAAAAGGGGGUCAUUUAGAGGUCAACAUGUUUCAGUUGUAUCUCUGGCUGCAGAGAGCUACAGAGUUUUAUGUUAGUUAUGUUUCACAGUCACACACUCAUGAUUUAUCAGUUGAUGCAGAGAAUAGUAAAGGUCGUUCAAGUGGACUACCUGAUUCAGAAAUGCAAGUCGCAGACCCAUGGGGAAAUCUUUUAAAGCUACUUCUGUUGAUAGGUCAGAGGUUAAAAUGGGAUAUGGAAAGUGAUCUUGUAAAUAAAACUAAAGAGUAUCAAAUUCAGUCCCUACAACAUCAGCUGUUGAGAGUAAAACUUCAUGGUACUGAGGCUAACAAUAAACAAAUUCUUCACUCUGCUAUGGUCUUGUUUGUUCACUCAAUGGUCAGCUAUGUCAGCUAUGUAGAUGCUGAAUCAGCAGUUGUGUCUACCCAUCUUAUACCAGUGAUAUUAGUUGAGAAUGUGACAAACACCAAAGUUCUGUCUACCACCCCCUGUAAAGCCAAAAAGCCAAAACUGGAUCCUUCACUUCCAAAUAUACAUGCCUCACCUAACAUACCAGGAUCAGCAGCCAUACUUCAAGCUUUUGAAACUGCCUGCAAAUGUUAUGAAAUUCUCAAUUCAACAGAAGACAUGAAAUUUGAAUUCUACAAUCUUUGCCAAAACUGGAGAAAAGAAACUCAAACAAUGCUUGCGUACUUUCAAGCAGAUUUAGCCAUUUAUACGGGCAAUUAUGAAGAAGCAGUUACUCAAUUACAGACUUUGGCCUUAACAACUAAUGCUAAAAUGAAGAUGAGAAACAUUCUUCAACUAGCCUGUUGUUAUUUUUUUCUUAAGCAGUACUCGAAAUCCUGUGAACUUCUGAUUGACCUGAUAGAUACAAUCCCAGCCUCUUCUCCUAUUUCCUCUCUUUGGACAGCAGAGAACAGUCUAGAAGAUAAAUCUGAUACUGGUGUUCGCAGUCUUCUGUUGUUGCACUGUGUGGAAGGUGAAAUCUUACCUUUCUGUCUACAGUUCUUGAUUUUUGGGCUUAAGGAAAAGAUGAACAGCCCUCAGAGAACAGAUUCCAUCUUAGCCCACCUGAUCAUAUUGCUUCAGUUUGAUUGGCCAAAGCAGGAGUCUUUAUUUUGUCAAGUUAUUACAGCUAUACAAAAGCAGGGCAGUUUCACAUACAACACAUUUUUCUCUUAUGUACACCAAGUUGACAUUUUGGAGGAAUUUGCUUUCCUAGACACUGUAGAAGGGGGCAAAGUUAACUUGGAUAUUAUGCCAAUCAGCACCAAAGCAAUAGCUCAGCAAAGAACUGUGACCAGGGGAGUUAACAAGGGAGUUAAGGAGGAUUUUAAGGCUACAUUAGAGAAACAAGUAGGAAGUAUGAUGGAGCCAAGCCACGUGCUGAUUCGCAGAUUUCUUAAAGAGGAAAGGACAGAAAUAAUGGCCAACUUUAACUGAUACAAACAUUGAUUUUUAUUAAAUUUUCAUGUAUUUUUUUCAA
Physella acuta is the source of this 2069-nucleotide messenger RNA. Its product is annotated as integrator complex subunit 10. The record is from RefSeq and is a predicted model, not a curated record. NCBI's taxonomy places the organism in Eukaryota, Metazoa, Mollusca, Gastropoda, Physidae. Gene Ontology annotation, biological process: snRNA processing. Gene Ontology annotation, cellular component: integrator complex.